Molecule: messenger RNA, 864 nt
Organism: Salpingoeca rosetta
Lineage: Eukaryota; Choanoflagellata; Craspedida; Salpingoecidae
Product: ribosomal protein L3 isoform a
Exons: 3
Coding region: 157-864 (235 amino acids)
Biological process (GO): ribosomal large subunit assembly; translation
Cellular component (GO): cytosolic large ribosomal subunit; ribosome
Molecular function (GO): RNA binding; structural constituent of ribosome
Source: RefSeq, a predicted model, not a curated record
UCAGUAUCCACCGUUCGCUCGCCUAAUGCGUCUCCCAGUGGGGAUCCGUGUGCACUGCCUCGUGUUCAAGCAGCAAAAGGCUGCUGUAUUCAUUCACCCUUCUGCCAGCUGCUCAUCCUGCUGCCCCUGAUCCCUCUCACACACACAAGAGACACAAUGUCCCACCGCAAGUUCCGCGCGCCCCGCCACGGUUCUCUCGGCUUCCUGCCGAAGAAGCGCACGAAGCAUCAUCGCGGCCGCGUCCGCUCCUUCCCGCGCGACAACAAGGAGGACAAGCCCCACCUGACGGCCUUCAUCGGCUACAAGGCCGGCAUGACCCACAUUGUGCGCGAGAUGGACCGCACAGGCUCCAAGGCGCACAAGAAGGAGGUCGUCGAGGCCGUGACCGUUGUCGAGACCCCGCCCAUGGUCGGCGUCGGCAUCGUCGGCUACGUCGAGACCCCGCGCGGCCUGCGCCAGCUCACCACCGUCUUCGCCGGCAACAUGUCCGAGACGUGCAUGCGCCGCUUCUACAAGAACUACGUCAAGAGCAAGAAGAAGCAGUUCUCCAAGUACUUUGCGCGCCUCAAGACCGAGGAGGGCAAGAAGAACUUUGAGGACCAGCUGCGCCGCCUGGCCAAGUACUGCACCGUCAUCCGCGUCAUUGCCCACACCAAGAUUGACGUGCUCAACCUGCGCCAGAAGAGGGCCCACAUCAUGGAGAUCCAGGUCAACGGCGGCACCCCCCGCGGAGAGACGGACCAGCCCGUCCUGAGACUGCUCAUGGCGUCCUCCAGCAGCUUGUCUGCCUGUAUGUCCUGCGAUGACGACGACGAUGUGUGUGCACCGGACGACCCAAAGCCGCGCAUCGGCCUCGUGUCCUGA